AGUUGAUCCGCUACUUUACCUGUGGACCUGAUGAAGUGCGUGCAUGGACGAUUCGCAAGGGGACAAAGGCAUACCAAGCGGCCGGUGUUAUUCAGCAUGCCGAUUUUUUAUUUUUAUUUUACCUCUUCUCUCACACUUUUAUAGCUCGGACUUUGAGAACAAGUUUGUUUGCGGUGAGAUCAUGACGUAUGAGGACCUCAAGGAACACAGAAGCGAAGCUGCUGUCAAGGCUGCUGGUAAACUGAGACCUUGAUUUCAUGCGGGGGUGGCGUCGUUGCUUAUCUGGUUUUCUUCAUGUAACUGUACAGCAUACCCGACGCUGUGGAGUAAAUGUUCACAAGGUCAUGGUGAUGCAUGCCAAUAUUAAUGUUGAGCCUGG
Suillus subalutaceus is the source of this 379-nucleotide messenger RNA. RefSeq lists its product as uncharacterized. The transcript has a single exon. Bases 44 to 253 code for a protein of 69 amino acids. The record is from RefSeq and is a predicted model, not a curated record. Lineage: Eukaryota; Fungi; Basidiomycota; Agaricomycetes; Boletales; Suillaceae.